GGGGAGCCCAAGUUUUGGUCUCACCAUGGUCGCUAUAGGUUUAUCAUAAAGCCUACUCUAUAAUCAGGCCCAAUGUGCUUUUACGGUCAAGCGAAUAGCUAGCUAUAUGUAGGAAAUACCGAGUUAAAAGCAUCACAUUAAACAUGUUCAUGGGCUCAUGUCAGAACAGAAUCGGGUGUCUAAUUUUUUUCAUUGCCAAAAGCAGCGACACUUUUUUAUGGUCCACGUCUCAUCUCAGUAUCCCUCGUGCCCGUGCUCCCACUCAAGCAUCGAGAAGAAUUCGUUACGGCCGGGUGGAGUUGUAGGCACCGAGAAGUCGCGCGGAGGCAGGUAUCAAUGGCUUCAUAACAUUCCGCCCCGAGCUCCAAACCAUUCGCCCCCGUCACAUCCUGGUAUGAUCCCUCAUAUACCGACUCAACAUAAAAAGCAAAACUAUGUCCUUGAACGCCAGGACCCCUGCUGUGGCUGUCGCCUGGACGUGUGGCUGAUGAACAAGAAAGCAACGCGAGUGCACCGACGCCUCUUGUACAAGGGUAUUAAAAGGAUAGGAGUCGUAAAACGAUGCGAGAAACCUUGGGUAAUCCAUGCUUCGGCACCUUGUCCGAGUAACAAAGAGCACCCGAGUAUCCCAUUUGGGGACAGAUGACCCAUAUUCUCAGUUUGGGAAAACGAGGAAUCAAGG
Messenger RNA from Ilyonectria robusta, 682 nucleotides. RefSeq lists its product as uncharacterized. NCBI's taxonomy places the organism in Eukaryota, Fungi, Ascomycota, Sordariomycetes, Hypocreales, Nectriaceae. The record is from RefSeq and is a predicted model, not a curated record. The transcript has a single exon. Bases 158 to 646 code for a protein of 162 amino acids.